AUGGCAGUCGCUGUUCAAGAUAUCGUUCAUGCAUUUUUGCAAGCCUACUACCAAAGAAUGAGAAAAGAUCCAUCAAAGGUUUCUUGUCUAUACUCGCCUACCGCAGAGUUGACACAUAUUAAUUACCAAGUUGACUUCGACUGCACUGCUGAUAGCUUAUCAACGAUAAAGCUUACUGGUAAGGAGAAUAUCAGUAGAUUUUUUACGAGAAACAAUAAGAAAGUUAGCGACCUUAAAGCCAAGGUUGACACAUGCGAUUUUCAAACUGCGGGCAUUUCACAUUCAAGCAUACUAAUCUUGACGACUGGCGAGAUGUAUUGGUCGGGUACUCCUGCAUACAGAUUCUGCCAAACUAUUAUACUUCAGCCUAACGCCGAUAACAAGGACGCAUUCGAUGUCACUAAUGAUGUGAUUCGUUUUAUUCCUGAUAACUUGAAACCCCAUGUGUUGAAACCUAGUAAAGGUUUGAAAGAGAAUGGAAAGGAGCCAGAGCAAUUUGUGACGAACGGGGGACUCAAGGAGCAGAAGGCUGAAAAUAAAGAGGCCAAGCUUGAACAUAAAACCAAAGUUGAAGAGUCUGCGAUCAAUGAAAAACCAAAAGCGCCUGAAUCUUCGCCAGCAGACGAAGUCCCAAUCAAUGUGCCAGAAGUAGUAGAAGAUAUGGAUAGUAAGGAGAUCAAGAGUAUAGAAGUGAGAAAAACCGAUACGAGCGAUGAGACGGAGAAGCCAGUAGAAAUUGAAAGCGAAGAACAGAUAGCCGCACAUGACAGUAAAGCAGAUAGCCCAGAACCUGACGAGGAGAGUAAGCCAGCGGCACCACCCGUACGGAUGAGUUGGGCAUCGAAACUUGCAGCCAGCAGUGAUACUUUCAAGACAACUACAUCUGUAGCGAAUAAUGAAUCGCCAAAGACUGAAUCUACUCAGCCUACAAGUAACAAAAAAAUACAUGAGACAAAGCACGAUAUCCAAACAACUCAGAAGGAUAGCAAUAAUGCCAGAGCGACAAAGAAGAAGCCGCAGUUUAGCACAGUCAACAAAGAUGGGUUUUACCCUAUAUACAUUAAAGGAACAGCAGGUAUCAAAGAAGAGAAACUGAGAAGUGCACUAGAAACAGAGUUUGGUACCAUCAUGAAGAUGACUACUGCUGAUAGUUUUGCCGUGGUAGAUUUUGAGUCACAAAAGAGUCAAAUGGAUGCUCUAGAGAAAAAACAAUUGACUGUGGGAGAUACAGAAGUUUACCUAGGUCGUAAGACUGUAAAAAAGAGCUCAUCUACACCACCAGUUGGAUCAUCCGGCAGUAUACGCUCGCACAAGAAACAUUCCAACAAGAAGAGGGACUGA
Torulaspora delbrueckii is the source of this 1341-nucleotide messenger RNA. RefSeq names its product Bre5p (gene BRE5). The record is from RefSeq and is a predicted model, not a curated record. NCBI's taxonomy places the organism in Eukaryota, Fungi, Ascomycota, Saccharomycetes, Saccharomycetales, Saccharomycetaceae. Gene Ontology annotation, biological process: ribophagy; protein deubiquitination. The coding region runs from base 1 to 1341 and encodes 446 amino acids. The transcript has a single exon. Gene Ontology annotation, molecular function: mRNA binding. Gene Ontology annotation, cellular component: ribonucleoprotein complex; Ubp3-Bre5 deubiquitination complex; cytosol.